Cotesia glomerata is the source of this 1856-nucleotide messenger RNA. RefSeq names its product serine protease filzig-like. The transcript is spliced from 4 exons. NCBI's taxonomy places the organism in Eukaryota, Metazoa, Arthropoda, Insecta, Hymenoptera, Braconidae. The record is from RefSeq and is a predicted model, not a curated record. Bases 1 to 1749 code for a protein of 582 amino acids.
AUGAAGUUCCUUGUACUCUCGGUGGCUUGCUUGGUAGCGUCGGUGGUAAGUUUGCCGUCAGCGAAUCGCCCAAGAAGAGAUAUUCUUCCCGGAGACUCGCGCUACGGCACUGAUUACCACCAUCAUCAUCACCAUGAACACCAUGAUAACACCAAUGUUCAGGUAGACAAGACUGUUGGUAACUACGCUGGUACAGUCAACUCUCCUGCUCAGGGCUAUGGUCCACCUGGAUUUCAACCGGGAAACACAGUCGAGCCUGCUCCGACAUUUGAACUUCCCACUAUUCAGGUAAAUAGUUUCAAACCCGAAAUUCCCUCCACCAAUUACGGAGUACCAGUUCCACCGCAGAACGAUGUCUCAUCUCACUAUUUUUACUAUUACAACAAAUAUCAAAACCAACAACAACACCAACAGCAAUACCAACAGCAACAGCAACACCAACAGCACUAUCAACAGCCCCAUCACGACGUUGAACAACAGCAACAGGAAAUCCGCUACACUCCAGCAAAAAGCUACGGUCCUCCUGCCGUGAGAGCAGCCCCAGAACCAGUCAAGACUCCAGUGACCUCUUACGGAACUCCCGUGCAGAACAAGCCCGUGGAGAUCGACCAGAAUCGCGCUCCUCAACCUCAAGAUUACUCUGUUCAGAUUUUCCGAUCACAGCCGGUUAAGAUCAACUACCAGCCUCAGCAUGUCAAGACUCCCACUCAAUCUCAUCCAGUUCACAGCCACCCUCAGUCCGGUAACAAUGGUUACCACUACCAACCAGCUCAACCAACGGCACAGCCAGCUCAAACCGCUCCAGUAUCUACCCCGAACAACAACAACAACAACAACAACAAUGGUUACCACUACCACCCACCACCAACUGCUCAACCAGCUCCUCAACCCACCAACCCCAACCAGGGUUACAACUAUCCACAACCAGCUCUAGCUCCAGUACCAGUUGCAAGACCAGCUCUAACACCAGUUACAAGACCAGCUCACCCCACCAACACCAACAAUGGUAACCACUACCACCCAGCACCAUCAGCACCUUCUCAACCAGCUCUAGUACCAGUCGCUAAGCCAGGCAACACCUACUUGAACCCAAUUGAGAAGAAACCUACAACUACUGUGCCAAGCUACCAACCACAACCACAGCCCCCUAAACCAACCAACAAUGGUUACCACUACCACCCAGAACCAGCACCAGCUCAACCAGCUCAACCAACUCGACCCAACAAUGCAUACUUGACUCCAGUGGUUGAAGAGAAGAAAGCUCCGGUCCAGACCUACCACCCACAACCCACCAACCAAUACUUGGCUCCAGAGCCAAAAGCAGUCGCCUCAUACGCGGUCCACGAUGAAAAAAAAGAGGACAUCAACAAGCUAUCUCCUGAACCUUCUGGUUUAUUCGCUUUGAUUCCUUCUAAAAUUCCGGAAUUCGCGGGACCAAUUCCUGACUUCCUGCAAGGAUUUCCGGCAUCAAAUCCUACAGACUUCGCGCAAGGAUUCCUGGGAGAAAAUCCUUUCUCGCAAGGAUUCUCAGAUAGUUUUCAAAAUCUGGGAGUCUCAGGUGCUUUUCCCCAGUUCUCAUCGACCCCUGACUUUACCCAAUUGAGUGACCCAUCCCAAAUCUUCCAAGACGCUAUCAGCAACGUCAAUGACGCUAUUUCUGGAUACGUGGACCAGCAGCCAGAAGCUGCCAGAGAAAAGGAGAGUGAGCCAACUCAACAGGUCGACGACAACGGAGGCUACGUAUACUAAAAUCUUGGAUAUUGUUUUUGAUAAAACAAAACUUAAAUAAUCCAAAUUAAUAGACUUAUGUUUACGAUAAUUGACGCUUAAUUUAAUUAAGCUUAAGCUAGUGUACG